GUCAAAUUAGCGGGAUUGCAUAGAGGGAGUCUCGCAGUCUCCUGUACAGAGCAUAAACUGUAAACAUCCACAUCAAAGACCGAGUGUCUGCUCUUAUGUAUGGACAGGAUUACGUAUUAAAAUCCUUGUAAACUAUAGCGCUGGUCAGUCUGAUCCACCGGAAUGAUUUAGAGAGGCGUGGAUUGGGAACAAGCUGUUCCUUUGGUGGGUGGGUGACUGUCCAAGAAGGUGAGAAAGAGGAACAUCUGAGAACCCCCGAGCUGGAGGUAGAUUAAGCUGGACAUGGCACACCUUCAGAACAUUCGGAACCAGAACUCAUGUUUGAAUCCUGAGGAGUACUUCACUAAGUUGGAACGAAUUGGUAAAGGCUCUUUUGGAGAGGUAUACAAGGGCAUAAACAACCGCACGAAAGAAGUGCUGGCCAUUAAGAUUAUUGACUUGGAGGAGGCAGAGGAUGAGAUUGAAGACAUCCAGCAGGAGAUCACGGUGCUCAGCCAGUGUGACAGCCCUUACGUCACCAAAUACUACGGCUCCUACUUGACGGGCUCUAAAUUAUGGAUAAUCAUGGAAUAUUUGGGAGGUGGAUCGGCUCUAGACCUGCUAAGGCCGGGACCUCUGGAAGAAGCAUAUAUCGCCAUCAUUCUCCGAGAAAUACUGAAAGGACUCGACUACCUCCACUCAGAGAGGAAGAUUCACAGAGAUAUCAAGGCGGCCAAUGUGUUACUGUCUGAACAUGGACAAGUCAAGCUGGCAGACUUUGGAGUGGCCGGCCAGUUAACAGACACACAAAUUAAGAGAAACACUUUUGUAGGAACUCCAUUUUGGAUGGCACCAGAGGUCAUCAAACAGUCUGCGUAUGACUUCAAGGCUGACAUCUGGUCUUUGGGUAUCACAGCCAUCGAGCUGGCUAAAGGAGAGCCACCCAACUCCGAACUUCACCCCAUGAGAGUCUUGUUCCUCAUCCCUAAAAAUAACCCACCAACACUGGAGGGGUCAUACAGCAAAGCCUUUAAGGACUUUGUUGAAGCUUGUCUCAAUAAAGAUCCACGAUUUAGACCGACAGCCAAAGAGCUCCUGAAGCACAAGUUCAUCACCCGCUACAACAAGAAAACCUCGCACCUGGCAGAGCUCAUCGAUCGAUAUCGCCGCUGGAAGUCAGAGGGCCACGGGGACGAGUCCAGCUCGGAUGACUCCGACAUGUAUGGAUGGGGAGGGGAUGACAGAGACCAGUGUCCCGCGUGGACUUUCCCCACUGUACGGCCCACUUCCAUGAACAAGUUACAGAGAGGUUUCAACCAUUUAGACAGUAAGACAUCAGAUGUUGUGAAGAGGCAGCCAAAGUCACCGUCCCUAACAACGUUCAUAUCACCCAUCUUCAGAGAGCUGAAGGAGAAGCGGCGUGUUAGCGGGAGCGCUGUGUGUGCUCUGGAGGAGCUGGAAAACGCAUUCAGCCUCGCAGAGGAGUCCAGCCCUGGAAUCUCAGACCGUUUGCUCAAAAACAUUAUGGAGAGAGUGUGCAGUUUUUCAGGUCAUGCUGAUUCAAUGCUAUAAGAUAUUGUCCUGCCCCGUGACACUUGCAUGCAGAGUGAACUUUGAGACUUCCUGUGUCUCAACCCUGCAGGUUUACACUCAAAAGAAACAGCAUGCCUUCAAAACGAUGAUGUCUGACUGACUGCUGUUCAGCUCCGUCCGAUGGAAAGACCGUCCUGAUCCCUUCAUGAACACCUCCAAUCUUUCCAUGACAGCUUUUAUUAGAUGUUUUUUUUACGGUUUACUUUAUAUAGUUUUGAAAUGUCUAAAUCAAAUGUAAAAUAUGAAAUGGCAAGGCAAGUUUAUGUGUAUUCCAUUAAAUGAAAAAGUACAUUGAGCUGUAAAUAAACUAGUGUAAAAAGUGUUUAUUUCUUGAGUUUGCAUUUAGGACAUAAAUGACAGGUGUCAUUCCAAACCCAUAAGACUUCUGUUCAGCUUUGAAACACAAAACUGAUAGAAUUCUGUCCCUUCGUUAUAAAUCCACAGAACCGAAAGUUUGAUGCUCUAAAAAGUUCAGAAAGAGUGGUCAAGUUAACCUUUUCUUUUUUAAGAGACACAUUUGUUUUAUAUUGCUAGAUUACAUGUUGCAGUUUGCUUACUAUUUUUGAUGCGCUCUAUGUAUGCGUGUUUAUAUGUGAAUAAAAGCCUAAAUGAAAUCGGUUUCUAUUGUUAAACCUAAAAAGCAGGGUUAUUUUAGUAUUAUUUAUGAAUUAUAUUUAGAUUUAGCUUUUAUUUCUAUAUUUUCAGUUUUAAAAUGUUAAUAAUUUUUGUUGCCAUUUUAUCCUUUUAGUUUCUUAUAAAAAUUAAAUUAUUGAAAAGUUAAUUUUAGAAUUAGAUGAGAAAGUUUGCCUUGGCAAUAAACAAAUACGUUUUUCAGUGAAUAUUUAAUAAAUUGUUCCUUAUAAUUUAAAUUUAAGAUUAAACCAGUCAAUUUAUAUGGAUGUUUUUUUUUUUUCAUUAAUUUAUGAGUCUUAAAGUUUUGGUAUAAUGAUCUUUCAAUAGAGCACCAGAAAUAUCUUCAUUUGUGUUUUAAAGAUGAACAAACUCGUCUCAUGAGGGUGAGUAACUCUUAACAAUUUUUAUUUUUGUGAACUAACCAUUUAAUGCGACAAAAAGAUGAUAAUUAAACGUUUACACAGUUCUGUUUUAUUUGAUAUUUUUAUCCCUUCAGUGUCAUAACAUGAAACGUACUAUAUGCAGUGUGUACAGGAGCAACGCCUCAGCAGCAUGCUACACAAAAUAAAUAGGAAAGCUGGAAAAAGUGAUUUCAUCAAAACUCAGUUUAACGCCUCUGAAUGAGACAGGAAACCGAGGUCUUUGAGUAAACUCCCUUUUCUCAUGCUUAGCAAUCCAGGAUGGAAAAGAACCCUUCAUCCAUCCUUCUUAUUGCCAGAUACAGAAAAACGAGGAAGAAAAUGAUUCCAGUCCUUGCACCAUAAAAUGUACAAAAAUGGGUGGAGACCAUGAGCCCAAACAGUGCAUUAGUGAACACAUCAGACUAGCUGAGCUCAUGUCGAGAUGAUAGCUGCAUACAGUUUAUUGUUAUGAAUAUACAAAGCAACACUGCUUAAUGUGUUAAACCUUUUUCAGGCUUACGCAAGACUUCUUCAGGUCUUUGGUUGGACCCUGUACAGCAUGUUGAACGGACAAAGCCAAAAGCCUUAUAAAUACAACCAAUAAUCCAAAAAGGCAAAAAAAAAAAAAAAAAUGUCUCCCAAAUCAGAUGUCGUACAGAUCUUCUUCAUAAAGUGAAGCAGACAAGUAAACAAAACACUGGAGCUUCAUCAUGCUACUGAAACAAAUAACUCAACUGGCCUUCCAACAAAACGAGACCGUAACAUUUAUAGUGAAAAGAAAGAAAAAAAAAUGUUUGUUGAUUAAUAGAUCGUAGAGAAUGAACUAUUAAUAUGCUUUAAAAAA
Molecule: messenger RNA, 3450 nt
Organism: Carassius auratus (goldfish)
Lineage: Eukaryota; Metazoa; Chordata; Actinopteri; Cypriniformes; Cyprinidae
Product: serine/threonine-protein kinase 25-like
Exons: 11
Coding region: 283-1551 (422 amino acids)
Biological process (GO): protein phosphorylation
Cellular component (GO): cytoplasm; Golgi apparatus
Molecular function (GO): ATP binding; protein serine/threonine kinase activity
Source: RefSeq, a predicted model, not a curated record